UCGGUCUCUCCUGUCACGUCAACUUUCGCGGAUUUUUUGUGAUCAUAGCUGUGGCAUACUUUUACUAGACUUUUCGGCAGGCAGUUUCGUGAAUUUGAGAAUCGUCACUCCAAGAUGGCAGGAAUCGCCAAUCUGUCGAUGGUUGAUAACGCCCUCCGCAGUGUGGACAAGGUGGUGUCCUACAUCACCAUCGGAAUGGAAGACAUCAUAGAGGUGUCGCUUGAUCUUGCCGAAUCGGCAACAGAAGGAGAUGGUACGGAAGGUCACUUGGAAGAAUUGAAGAAAAUGAUGGAAGAGUAUGCCUCUAUGGAGCAAGAUGUCCAUCAGUACGUCAAGGCAGUCAAGCAGGUCAAAGGCCAGAUACAAAGAUUGGGAAUCGAGGAACAGAUGAAAGUUGAAGUUUCGGAUCUCGUUGAGGAGGCGGUUGCAGACAUCCAAAAGACCGGCAGCGAAGAGACGUCGGCCAGACACGGCAAGGUAGAUGAACUCAUACGAAGGAUGUGGCACUACAGAAAUGCUGGGGAGAGCAUGCCCUCAACAAGCGCGCAACACGGCGACGAUGAUGUCGUCAUGACGCAAUGCGAGGUGUCGACCGUUUGUCCAAUCUCACGGUGCGAAAUGACGGACCCGGUCACCAACCGACACUGCCAACACAACUACGAGCGGGUGGCCAUCAUGCAGAUUGUGAGAAACCGCAAAAAUGCAAAGUGCCCUGUGAUUGGCUGUGGCAACCAGAUUCCGAUCACCAAGGCGGACCUCGUAGACAACCGACAGCUCAAGAGGUUCAUCGAACACAGAAACAGACAAGAAAACCGAUCCUAGGACAAACAGACUGGUUGAAAGGGGGACGGAAAAGAAGGGGGAGGGGCUUUAAGAGAUCCAGGGGGAGGCAUUUGGAAAGCCAAACAAGACGCCAAAAAUAGCAAAGAUUAAUUUUUCAGUUCAAUUUAAAAAAUCGACCUGGAGAGGAAGGCAGGAAUUAGUAAUAACUGCUGAGAUUUUAAAGGUGCAGUCUGAUGAUUGUCUUUUGUGAAUAAUGAGCUUUAAUUUAAUCAAGCUUUAAUGCAAACAAAUGGUAAUACUGUCACAUGUAACUGUCAUGUGAUUUAAGUUCGGUCAGGGGUCAUUCCGGAUAAUCAAACGCUCAUCGAAGGCGCAUGAACACGCACGUACGGAGCUGAUGUUUUGUUUUAACAUUUGUUACAACUUUUCUUGAAGUUUUUGUAUGUUUUUAUAAAUAAACUUGUUCUAAAAGAAGUUUAAAUGA
This is a messenger RNA of Patiria miniata (bat star), 1267 nucleotides long. Its product is annotated as E3 SUMO-protein ligase NSE2-like. Gene Ontology annotation, cellular component: Smc5-Smc6 complex; nucleus. Bases 115 to 822 code for a protein of 235 amino acids. The transcript is spliced from 6 exons. Gene Ontology annotation, biological process: double-strand break repair via homologous recombination; protein sumoylation. The record is from RefSeq and is a predicted model, not a curated record. Gene Ontology annotation, molecular function: zinc ion binding; SUMO ligase activity. Lineage: Eukaryota; Metazoa; Echinodermata; Asteroidea; Valvatida; Asterinidae.